GGUCUCACUAGUCCUGUAGUGGCUCGACCUGGCGGACGGCCGUCGCCUCUACCAAGGCUGCUACUGCUGGACUACGUCUUCUCACACACAUCUACCCGAAAAUCAUCAUGGAAGCCGAAUAUCGCAUGAAACGCACAUACAUUGGCAAAGUGAAGGCUGUCAUCUUCGACUGGGCAGGUACCGUCGUGGACACAGGUGUGAUGGCGCCAGCGCUGGCAUUCCGCGCCAUUUUUGAAGAAGAGGGCAUUGCAGUGACGGACAAUGAAGUCAGAGAGCCGAUGGGCAUGCACAAAAGGACGCACAUUGAGAAAAUGCUGGAGAUGCCCACUGUUCGUCGCCGAUGGGUGGAAAAGUUCGACCGAGAGCCGACCAAGGACGAUGUCGACCGCAUGUACGCCAAGUUCGUGCCGAAAAACAUCGAGGCUCUGGAGACGCACGCUGACGUCAUCACCAACGUUCCGCAGACGGUGGAGGAGCUGAGAGAUCGGGGCAUCAAGAUCGGCUCCUGCACCGGGUUCGUGCGGCCCAUCCUCGACCGGCUGAUGCCGAUCGCGGCGCGCAAGGGUUUCAGUCCCGACGUGAGCGUCACCGCCGACGAAGUGCCGGCGGCCCGUCCGCUGCCGCACAUGGUGUGGCUGAACGCCAUCCGACUCAACGUCAGCCCCAUCGAGGCCAUCGUCAAAGUAGACGACACGGUGGACGGCAUCCGGGAGGGGCUGGCCGCCGGCUGCUGGACCGUCGGUGUCGUCAAAACGGGUAACUACGUGGGCCUGUCGGCCGCGCAGCUGGCGGUCACCCCACGCCAGGAGGUGCAGAGACGCAUGAAGCGCGCCUACGACAUCAUGACCGACUGCGGCUGUCACUACGUCAUCGACUCGGUGACGGAGCUGCUGGUCGUCAUUGACGACAUCGAGCGCCGACUGGCCAGCGGCGAGCGGCCCUGAUCGGGCGCAGAGGAAGAAACCUGGCCGAGCCACGGGAGCCAGAUCAAAGGCGCCACAUCACUGCGGCCAGAGGUUUUAGCCAAUUUAGUCAAAUGCGUACGAUCAUGAGUGCAUAAAUACAACAUGGUUGCGGUAAA
This is a messenger RNA of Amphibalanus amphitrite, 1081 nucleotides long. RefSeq names its product phosphonoacetaldehyde hydrolase-like. Bases 108 to 944 code for a protein of 278 amino acids. The record is from RefSeq and is a predicted model, not a curated record. Gene Ontology annotation, biological process: organic phosphonate catabolic process; DNA repair; dephosphorylation. Gene Ontology annotation, molecular function: phosphoglycolate phosphatase activity; phosphonoacetaldehyde hydrolase activity. Gene Ontology annotation, cellular component: cytosol. The transcript is spliced from 6 exons. NCBI's taxonomy places the organism in Eukaryota, Metazoa, Arthropoda, Thecostraca, Balanomorpha, Balanidae.